AGGCUAAACCUCAAAACGACCGGAGAACGUGAUGCCCUGAUUAAACGAAUUGAAGAGGCACGGACUAACACAGACAACCUUCCUGGCACUCCGCCCCCUAUUCAAGAUGGCGGCGAGCACGUAGAAAAUCAAACUGAUCAAAAUGCCCUCGAACUGCAAUUUCAGCAGCUUCAGCGCCAAGUCCAGGAGCUACUGGACAGGGAGUCGCCACAAGACGAGCUUUUAUCAGCCACCCAGCUCACCCAAGUACAAUCGAUUGUUCAAGGGUCACUAAACGAGGCGAUCGAGAAAGCCGCAUCAGCCGCCGCUCAAGCCGCAGUUAGCGUCUUCAAUGGCUCGUCUCCACCAGCUACCACUCCACCGACGCAAGCAGAGAGAUUCCUCUGGGAAUGA
Porites lobata is the source of this 393-nucleotide messenger RNA. The record is from the annotation of a GenBank genome assembly. NCBI's taxonomy places the organism in Eukaryota, Metazoa, Cnidaria, Anthozoa, Scleractinia, Poritidae.